Molecule: messenger RNA, 708 nt
Organism: Candidozyma haemuli
Lineage: Eukaryota; Fungi; Ascomycota; Pichiomycetes; Serinales; Metschnikowiaceae
Gene: RTG1
Product: Rtg1p
Exons: 1
Coding region: 1-708 (235 amino acids)
Biological process (GO): regulation of transcription by RNA polymerase II
Cellular component (GO): nucleus
Molecular function (GO): RNA polymerase II cis-regulatory region sequence-specific DNA binding; DNA-binding transcription factor activity, RNA polymerase II-specific; protein dimerization activity
Source: RefSeq, a predicted model, not a curated record
AUGGCUGACUUAGGUGGAUACCAAGACAACUACUCUGGGAACCGAGACCAGAACCCCAAUACCAACGCUGGCUCAAUGUCACCAGGUUCGUCACAGUAUAAAGUACCAAACAUCAAUAUCCACAAAGAGGCUGGCUCUCCAGUAAAUGCCAGUGAGUUGCUUAGCAGGUCCUCUGAUAUCAAAAAACAGUUAUCACAGUCCUUCCAGGGUGGUGCAUCUAGUGGUGGUGUUCAGAAGCCACUGUCAAGAAGAAAUUCGGCUAUCCAUAUCAAGAAUGAGGACGAAGACGAGGAGGACCAGGGAAACGAGAGGAAACGUCGUGACAACAUCAAUGAAAAGAUACAAGAAUUGCUAGCACUUGUACCACCAGUUUACUUCCUGGAUAUGGCUACAAGAGAGGAGGAGGAUGGUGCUGCCAAGAGCACUGGCACCAAAGACGGUAAGCCCAACAAGGGCCAGAUUUUGACAAAGUCUGUGGAGUAUAUUCAAUACCUACAGAAUUUGAUUGACGAUAAUAAUCGCAAGGAAGUUGAAUUGCAACUCAAACUCAAGACACUCAGGAUGCAGCAACAGGGAAGAAACAACGUUCCAAUUUCAGCAGAUCCUACAAGUGCUGAAAAAGCUUUAGGAGAAAUUGGUGUGGGUCCACAUUCUAGAAAGUACUUUGAAGAAGUCCUACUCCAGUCUUCUGGCAAUAAAGGAAGUUAA